UCCGGCGGCAGGAUCUCAAGUCUCGCUCACUUCGGUGCGGCGUCGCUCGCGUCCGCACUCACGCCCGCUCGCACUCACGUGAAUCCGCCUCCUCCUUAGUACGCAGGAUGUCAUCAGGAAGUCGCCGCGCCACCCGCCACCAGCAGGAGAAGGAUGACGAGGUGCCACAGUGGAUUCCGGGUCUGGGCAGUGAUAAGCCCAAGCCCAGAACACUCGGGACGUCCUUCUUUGGGUAUGUGCCCGACGCCUUCGUCGAGAAGACACCGUACCUGCCCUCGGAGAGAACUGCCGACAGUGCCAAAAAACAGGCAGAGUUGGAAAAGAGUACAGGACAGCGGAGUGAGAGCGCCAGUGAGAUCAGUGAGCAAGACGCUACAUUGCAGCGAGACAUGGACGCGAGCAGCGACGAGGGCGUGGUGACCGAGGAGGUGAUCGUUCCUCGCCGGGUCAUGAGCAGCGCAGCCGAGCCGUGGAAUACGGACGCCCUGGACGGGGUGCGAGAGGUUGCUUGUUGCCUUGUCAACAAUGCCCUCAGCUCUGCAUCAUCCUUCGUGGAUGCCAAGGAUCCCAGCAGAUGCAACCGCGGCCACAGGAUAUCUGUCAUGAGUGCCCAGAAUCGCCUCCUCAUCAAGGGUGGGAGAGUUGUCAAUGAUGAUAUGAUGCAAGAUGCAGAUGUCUACAUUGAAGAUGGAGUCAUCAAGCAAGUGGGCCAGAACCUUCACAUCCCAGGUGGAACAAAGGUGGUGGAAGCCAAGGGUCGCCUUGUCAUGCCAGGUGGAAUUGAUACUCAUACCCACAUGCAGCUGCCUUUUAUGGGAACGUUUGCAGUUGACGACUUUUAUACUGGGACUCGUGCUGCGCUUGCUGGUGGCACCACAAUGAUCAUGGACUUUGCUUUGCCCCAACGAGGGGAGUCCUUAGUUGAGGCCUACCACCGCUGGCGUGCCUGGGCUGACCCAAAGGUGUGCUGUGAUUAUGCACUUCAUGUAGGCGUCACUUGGUGGUCCCCCAAGGUAGCUGAGGAAAUGCAGGAACUGACCGAGGAUCUUGGAAUAAACUCAUUUAAGAUGUUUAUGGCCUACAAGGACACCUGGCAGCUUGGUGAUGCAGACCUUCUUGAAUCUUUCAAGAGGUGUAAGGAAUUAGGUGCACUGGCUCAAGUCCAUGCAGAAAAUGGUGAUGCUAUCAAAGAGAACUCCAAGAAGCUGUUGUCAAUGGGCAUAACAGGACCAGAAGGACACGAAAUGAGUCGCCCAGAGGAGGUUGAGGCAGAGGCCACAAACAGGGCCUGUGUUCUUUCCAACCAGGUUGGAUGUCCCCUCUAUGUUGUGCAUGUUAUGUCAAAGAGUGCUGCUGAUGUAAUCUCAGCAAAGAGAAAACAAGGUUACGUUGUGUUUGGUGAGCCCAUUGCAGCCUGCCUUGGCACCUCAGGCAAGCACUAUUGGCACCAGUGCUGGAGACAUGCUGCAGCUCAUGUCAUGGGGCCUCCUCUGAGACCUGAUCCAGACACUCCUAGAUAUCUCAUGGACCUUUUAGCAAAUGGUGACCUCCAAGCAACUGGAACCGACAAUUGCACAUUUACUGCUUCUCAAAAAGCACUUGGAAAAGAUGACUUCACAAAAAUCCCAAAUGGAGUUAAUGGAGUCGAGGACCGAAUGUCUGUUAUCUGGGAGAAGGGUGUUGUUUCUGGAAAAAUGGAUCCAUGCCGAUUUGUGGCAGUAACUUCAACUAAUGCUGCAAAAAUCUUCAACAUUUAUCCCAAAAAGGGUCGUAUUGCUGUGGGGUCAGAUGCAGAUAUUGUUGUAUGGAACCCUAAUGCCACUCGUAUCAUCUCUGCAAAAACACAUCACCAAGCAGUUGACUUUAAUAUUUUUGAGGGAAUGGAAGUGCAUGGCAUUGCUGAUUAUGUCAUCUGCCAUGGUCGUGUUGUUGUGGAGGAAGGGGAGCUACGUGUACAGUCAGGAAUGGGCAAGUUUGUCCCAACACCUGCCUUCUGCCCCCAUGUCUAUGGCAGGGUUCAAGACAGAGACAGGGCCCAUGCUCCACAGAAGGUUGAGCGUGCACCCUAUGAUGGUCCAGUGGCGCAGCUGAAUAGUCAGUCCCAAGGCCUGGUGACAGAGCACAUCACAGCUGUGCAGCAGGAGAAUUUCUAUACCCGAGGUGCCCAACUUAAUGACAAGUCACCCAAGCGUCCAUCGGUGAAAGUGAACAACCCACCUGGUGGCAAGACCUCUGGCAGCUUCUGGUAACCUUGAAGCAAUUUAAAUCAUCAAGAACAGAAGUGAAUAUCUUCCCUUAUAAAUUUCUACAUGUAGAAUAUGGCACUAAAUGUUUUCUAUUGUACACCACACUCUUGAUCUUUAAGUUUGCUUUGUUAAAAGGAUUCAGAAACUGAUACAAGGAAAACUAAAAUUGACUUGCCAGAUAAAGAAAUGAUAAAUUGUCAUAAUUUGAUGUAAAUCAUAUUUCAAAACCAAAAUAACUUUAUAUAUAGAGAGAAAGAGAGAGCACACCUUUUUAAACAUCUUUACUGACAGCAAAUGUAAAUGUACAGUGCUGGCAGCAGAUGUAAAUGUACAGUAAAUACUAUGAAGAAGAAACACGUAAGUGGCCUCCCAGUUAAGCACAUUAACAACUAGAAUAAGUAAGAAAUCAUGAGAAAGAUUUUAUCAGCAGUGUUAUACUAUGAGGCUGAUUUCUUACAUACUUUAAUAAUUUGUUGCCUUACUAGGUAGGUGACAGAAUUAUGACCUACUGAUACUGUAUUUCUCGGGUCUUUCAAAAGCCUUUUACCUGUAUGUUAAUUGGGUCUAAACAAAAAGAUUGAGCAGCUUUAGAUCUGAAAAGCAGAUGCUUUAUAGUGCAGAUUGUGUUUAGUAUUCUUGUAAAUUUAAAAAAUUGCAUAAAUUAAUAUAGGCUAAAGAGAAAAUUUGUUUGUUAUUUAUCAUUAGCUAUUUUUUCUUCCUUUCAUUGUUGCUCAAUUAUAUUGCUUGGUUAUUUGAAAUAUGUAGUAAGUUUAUGUUAAUGUAAAUCUUUCUUGGCUCUUCCUUAUAUGUGCUGAUUUUGUGUAUUGUUAUUCUGUUUGUAAUGCUUCAUGGUGUUAUUCACAGCUAUUGACAAUAAAUAUACUGUCAGACUUCA
Molecule: messenger RNA, 3141 nt
Organism: Penaeus monodon (black tiger shrimp)
Lineage: Eukaryota; Metazoa; Arthropoda; Malacostraca; Decapoda; Penaeidae
Gene: CRMP
Product: dihydropyrimidinase-like
Biological process (GO): pyrimidine nucleobase catabolic process
Cellular component (GO): cytoplasm; cytosol
Molecular function (GO): dihydropyrimidinase activity
Source: RefSeq, a predicted model, not a curated record